This is a messenger RNA of Nicotiana tabacum (common tobacco), 1098 nucleotides long. The record is from RefSeq and is a predicted model, not a curated record. NCBI's taxonomy places the organism in Eukaryota, Viridiplantae, Streptophyta, Magnoliopsida, Solanales, Solanaceae.
AUGAGUUCUGAACGCCAGAGAAAACAUCAGAAUAUAGAUCCAACUGCAAUCAUUGAACAUCUUAAGAAGAUGGUUGAUACACAGUUGGACCUCAUGUCAAUCGUGCAUGAAAUUGUUGGUCUCGUGACUGCAGUUGGCACUAGUGUCCAUAGAUUCAAUGUUGGUGACCGAGUUGGAGUUGGAGUGAUUGUAGGCUCCUGUCAAACGUGUGAUAUCUGUGAACAGAGCUUGGAAAGCUAUUGUCUCAAAGUUAUGUUCACCUACAACUCCACAUACCAUGACGGUACAAAGACAUAUGGUGGUUACUCCGAUAUGAUAGUUGUUCAUCAGCGCUUUGUUCUUGAAUUUCCUGAAAAUCUACCUUCUGAUGCUGGAGCACCUUUAUUAUGUGCUGGAAUCACUGUAUACAGCCCAAUGAAAUACUAUGGUAUGACCGAGCAAGGCAAGCAUUUGGGUGUUGCUGGAUUGGGGGGGCUUGGUCAUAUUGCUGUGAAGAUUGGAAAGGUCUUUGGGUUAAAAGUUACUGUCAUCAGCACUUCUCCUAAGAAGGAAGAUGAGGCCAUCAAGAAGCUUGGUGCGGAUGCUUUCGUUUUAAGAAGUGAUCCUACAAAAAUGAAGGCUUUUGUAAAUACUAUGGAUUACAUUAUUGACACCAUUGUUGCGGUUCAUCCAUUGGCUCCGUUGCUCAGUUUGCUAGAGAUGGAUGGUAAACUUGUUACUGUUGGGUUGCCUGAAAAGCCACUGGGGCUUCCGAUUUUCCCUUUAGUUUUGGGUAGGAAGCUAGUUGGGGGAAGUGACAUUGGAGGCAUGAAAGAGACGCUAGAAAUGUUAGACUUUUGUGCAAAGCACAACAUUACUGCAGAUAUCGAGCUGAUCCGAGUGGAGCAAAUCAAUACGGCCAUGGAACGACUUGCAAAAUCUAACGUUAAGUAGCGGUUUGUGAUUGACAUUGCAAACUCUAUAUCCUGCCCUGGUUGUUCAAUGUAGUUGUUGUUUCUUCCUUCAAUACCAGAAAAAAUUCAUAUUCGAAAAAUUGAGCAAUGUAUUUGUGAUAAGUUGAUAUAUGACUGAUCAACUUGUGAGUUAUGGAGUAUUAAU